Molecule: messenger RNA, 987 nt
Organism: Helianthus annuus (common sunflower)
Lineage: Eukaryota; Viridiplantae; Streptophyta; Magnoliopsida; Asterales; Asteraceae
Exons: 1
Coding region: 1-987 (328 amino acids)
Source: RefSeq, a predicted model, not a curated record
AUGGGGUGCCAUGGUUCGAGUAGACCUUGGGCUAUGUUACCUUGUAAUGCGUCGUCGAGUGGUUGUUGGAAAUAUAUAGUUAAAGUGGGCGAUAUCAAAGUUGCUAAUGGUAUGCCACUUCACUCUUUUUUUGUUGGAAACCUUGGAGAUGGUCGAUCGAUUUAUUUUUGGGGAGAUGUUUGGUUGCGGGAUGCUCCGCUUCGUAUUAUUUACCCUAACCUUUUUAGACUUGAAAAGGAUAAAUGGAUUAAGGUUGCGGAUCGGAUGCAUUGUGUGGACGGCUUCAAGACUAUGACUUGGGACUGGAAAUCAACGCCUUCCUCUCAUGAGGAGGUUUCGGAAUUGUUUCAACUUCUUAAUGAUGUUCAUAAUCUAGAGUGGCAGGGUGGAGUUGACAAUUGGAAAUGGAAGGAUACGAAGGAUGGGCUGUUCAAGGUUUCUUCGGCUAAAAGAUUGAUGUCAAACGACACUACGGAUACUUGCAGGUCGAUGGUUAAAUGGAAGGAUUGGACGCCACUCAAGUGCAAAAUUUUGGUUUGGAGAGUUUUGUUUAAUCGGAUUCCUACCGUUGUAGAGCUUAUCAAACGUGGAGUCAGUAUUCUCGAUACCGCCUGUUCGUUGUGUCAUAGUGAUUUGGAGACGACCUUACACCUUUUCACAGGGUGUAUUUUCUCCCACGAGGUGUGGUUUCGAAUCGAACUGUGGUGCCGCUUGAAUCAUACCUUUAUUUUUGAUGUUACGGAUCUUAUUCGUGUGCCGGAAUCGACGUCUAUGUCCAAAGAUAAUAAGCACAUCUUAAGGGGUAUAGUCUACACUUUUAUGUGGGUUUUGUGGAUUGAGCGCAAUGACCGGAUUUUCAACGACAAGAAGCGGAGUCCUAUUCAGAUUGUGGAGAAUAUUAAAUCUACGGCUUAUUUUUGGUUACGAAAUAGGACUAGAUGGAAAGAUAUAGAUUGGAAAACUUGGUGUAUUUGCCCUUUGGGUUGA